This is a messenger RNA of Prunus armeniaca (apricot), 291 nucleotides long. The record is from the annotation of a GenBank genome assembly. Lineage: Eukaryota; Viridiplantae; Streptophyta; Magnoliopsida; Rosales; Rosaceae.
AUGAUGACUUGCAUCAUCCUUCACAACAUGAUUGUGGAGGAUGAGUAUGACUAUGAUGCUCAAGAGGUGUUUGAACCCGAUCCAAUGAACACAUCGUUGACAAGAAUAUAUGAAAGGCCGAUUGGACCAAAUGGACUACCACUGGAGCCCGAACCCAUACUUCGGGAUGGUCAAUUCAACAACCCCAUGAUUGAUCGGUAUCAAGAAAUGCAAUCUUCAUAUGUUCACGAGAUACGUCAACGUGACUUGAUCGAGCACUUGUGGGAGAUCAAAGGCAAUCACAAUGGAUGA